Carassius gibelio (silver crucian carp) is the source of this 2432-nucleotide messenger RNA. RefSeq names its product dihydropyrimidine dehydrogenase b (gene dpydb). Gene Ontology annotation, cellular component: cytosol; cytoplasm. Gene Ontology annotation, molecular function: iron-sulfur cluster binding; dihydropyrimidine dehydrogenase (NADP+) activity; uracil binding. NCBI's taxonomy places the organism in Eukaryota, Metazoa, Chordata, Actinopteri, Cypriniformes, Cyprinidae. Gene Ontology annotation, biological process: thymine catabolic process; uracil catabolic process. The record is from RefSeq and is a predicted model, not a curated record.
AUGGCAACAGUCACAGUCAACGCAGAGAGGAGUAUGGGUGGGCAGCCGGAGGAACGCGUGUGCAUGUGCGUGCUGUUUGGUGAGGUUGUUAAGCACAAGCACUUAUACGUGGCUUUAUUCGGCCAGAACUACUAUGGUGCUGCCGAGGCAAUCCUGCCCGAUAGCCCUCUGGGUUUGACCUGUGGCAUGGUGUGUCCCACCUCUGAUCUGUGUGUGGGGGGAUAUAACCUCUAUGCUUCUGAGGAAGACCUCAUCAAUAUUGGUGGGCUGCAGCAGUUUCCUACUGAGUUCCGUUUGCCCUAUGAGGUGGUGCAGUUUGAGAUUGAUCUGAUGAAGGAUCUUGGUGUAAAGCUGCCAAAACUGCAUGGGAAUGUGAACGUCCUAGGCCCAGGAGAUACAGCGUUUGACUGCGCCACCUCUGCUCUCUGCUGUGGAGCUUGACGAGUCUUUGUGGUCUUUAGAAAGCGCUUCACCAACAUUCACGCUGUUCCAGAAGAGAUGGAGGUGGCCAAAGAGGAAAAGUGUGAGUUCCUGCCCUUCCUGUGCCCUUGUGAGGUAAUCAAGAAAGAUGGGCGUGUUGUAGGCCUGCGUUUUUGCCACACAGAGCAACAGGAUGAUGGGACCUGGGUUGUUGAUGAAAAAAUUGUCCACCUGAAAGUACACUUCAUCAUCAAUGCCUCUGGCUACAUGUUGAACGAUCCAGAAGUGAAGAAGGCCCUGGAAUCAGAAAAGAUGAACGGAUGGAGGACACCUGAGGUGAACAGUGAAACCAUGCAGACCAGUGAACCCUGGGUGUUUGUCGGCGGAGACAUCGCCGGCUUGGCCAACACCACCGUGGAGUCUGUCAACGAUGGCAAACAAGCUUCCUGGCACAUACACAAGUACAUCCAGUCCCUUCAUGGUAACACAGUAAGCACCACUCCCAAACUGCCCUUGUUCCACUGCGCCAUCGAUACAGUGGACAUCAGCCUGGAGAUGUGUGGGAUUAAGUUUCCUAACCCGUUUGGGCUUGCCAGCGCCCCACCCACAACCAGCACCACCAAGAUCCACAGAGCCUUCGAGCAGGGUUGGGGCUUUGCCCUCACCAAAACCUUUGGCCUGGACAAGGAUUUGGUGACCAAUGUGUCACUGUGAAUUGUUCGUGGGACUACCUCAGGUCACAUUUUCGGUCCAUUUUCGGGCUCGUUCCUCAACAUCAAGCUCAUUAGUGAAAUAACAGCCGCCUACUGGUGCAAGAGCAUGGCCGAACUCAAAGCCGACUUCCCCAAAAAUAUUAUCAUUGCCAGUAUUAUGUGCGGCCACAACCAAGCUGACUGGACUGAGAUGGCAAAGAUGGCUGAGGCCUCUGGCUCUGAUACACUGGAGCUGAACCUGUCCUGUCCUCAUGGCAUGGGAGAGAGAGGUAUGGAACUGGCCUGUGGGCAGUACCCUGAGUUGGUGAGGAACAUCCGCCGCUGGAUCAGAAAGGCCACCACCAUCCCCUUCUUUGCCAAGCUCACACCCAACGUCACCAGCAUCGCUGACAUCACCAGAGCCGUAUAUGAGGGCGGGUCAGAUGGAGUCACAGCCACCAACACUGUAUCUGGACUGAUUGCUCUCAAAGCCGACGCCACACCCUGGCCUGGGAUUGGCAGAGGCGCGAGAACUACAUACGGUGGCGUUUCUGGUAAUUCAAUCCACCCCAUAGCUCUGUGUGUGGUGUCAGCUUAAGCGAAAGUUCUUCCUGGCUUCCCGAUCUUGGCUACAAGAGGUAUUGACUCGGCAGAGUCUGGAUUACAGUUCCUACAAUCUGGAGCAUCUGUUCUGCAGGUGUGCAGUGCUGUGCACAACCAGGACUUCACAGUGAUCGAGGACUACUCUUUAGGCCUGAAGACACCGCUGUAUCUGAAAAGCAUAGAGGAGUUGCACGAUUGGGAUGGCCAGUCUCCUCCCACCUUAUGCCACCAGAAGGGCAACACCGUCCCCCGAGUGGAGGAGCUCAUCAGAAAGGCUAUUAAGUUUGACCCUGAGACCCAUCUUCCUGUAAUCACGGACAGCUGCACAGGCUGCACUCUUUGCCUGAGCGUGUGCCCCAUCAUCGACUGCAUCAAAAUGGUUACCAGGACAACACGGUACGUGCCCAAAAGGGGCCUGCCUGUUAAUCCCGUUUGCUAAAGCGCACGGUCGCUCCACCUGACCGGAGAGAGAGAGAAAACCAAGGAGCCACCUCUCAUUCAAAGCAUCGAUUCCACUUCUAAUUGCUGUGUGAAAAAUUACCUUUAUUAUGAAAACGAAUAAUUAGCCCGCAGAAAUAAUUGCUUUAUAUUCCCAAACCAGUUAUGCUAGAAUAAUUGUGCUGGCACAAAAAGAGUUACAUUAUUUCAAAGCAGCACAGUGCAACAUUAUUAUUUGUCCCUUUAACUAUCAAAAGAGAGAGGGAGGACUGAUUGAGA